AUGGCAGGACGUUAUUCUUGGUUCCUGCUGCUCACCCAGCUCCUUGUCGACGGCACUGUUCCGGUGCUCGGCCAGAACACGAGCACAGAUUUCCUUCAGUAUGUCGACCCCCUCAUCGGGACCACCAAUGGCGGUCAUGUCUUCCCGGGAGCUACCUUGCCCUUCGGCAUGGCAAAGGCAGUGGCCGACGUGGGUAGUGAUGAACGGCAAGGCGGCUACGCGUCUGAUGAUGGCGAGAUCACUGGGUUUUCACACAUGCACGACAGCGGCACAGGGGGUGGACAAGGAAAAGGCAACUUCCCAAUUUUCCCCCAGACGGGCUGCCCUGAGGACGAUAUAUACCAAUGCGAGUUUCCAAAGGCACUGCGAGCAUCGAAACGUGUCAAUGAGACGGUACAGGCCAGCCCAGGCUACUUUGCUCUGUCGCUGAACACGUCUAUUCACACGGAGAUGACCGUGACAAACCACACUGCCCUCUACCGCAUCACUUUCCCAGGGCCAUUGUCCAACACCUCAGCCGCCGCCCUACCAUACAGCCCUCUGAUUCUGGUCGACCUGACAGACCUGUCUAACAGCCGCAGCAACGGCAGUAUAAGCGUCGAUCCUGGCACGGGCCGUAUAGUAGGCAACGGGACUUUCGGCCCAUCCUUCGGCGACGGGAGCUACGACCUGCACUUUUGCGCCGACUUCCAGGGCGCAUCGAUCCGCGACACCGGCAUCUUCCAAAACAACCGGCCUGGCCGCGAGCCAAAAUCCCUGCGCACGUACGGCACAGGCUCCACGAGCCCGAUCCCGGGCGGUGCGUGGGUGCAGUUCCAUCCACCGGACGAGGCCGACCAGAUCCGAGUGAGGGUCGGGCUGAGCUACCUCAGCGUGGACCGGGCGUGCCAGAACGCCGAGGCGGAGGUACCUGGGGACUUCGACUUCGAUGGCACGAAAGAUGCUGCGGAGGCUGCGUGGAGGACGAAGCUGGGCGUUGUUUCCGUGGACCCGACUGGUGUCAACAGUACCUUCUUGACGACGUUCUGGUCCGGCUUGUACCGGACCUUUAUCUCGCCGCAGGACGUGACCGGCGAAAAUCCACUAUGGGAGAGUUCUGAACCAUAUUACGACUCCUUUUAUUGUAUCUGGGACUCAUACCGCAGCAUUCACCCUCUUAUCACCCUGCUUGAUCCCCUCAGCCAGACUCUCAUGAUACGGAGCUUGAUCGAUAUAUACCGCUUUGAAGGAUAUCUGCCUGACUGCCGGAUGGACUUGUGCAAGGGAUUCACACAGGGCGGUUCCAAUGCGGAUGUUGUGCUUGCAGACACGUUUGUGAAAGGUCUCACAGAAGGGAUCGACUGGGAAACAGGAUACGAAGCUGUCGUAAAAGACGCCGAAGUCGAACCGCCGAUAUGGUCAGUUGAAGGCCGGGGAGGUCUUGCUAGCUGGAAGAGCCUGAACUAUAUACCCGCCGAUGACUUCGACCCAUAUGGCAUCGGGCCAUUUACGAGGUCGGUUUCUCGGACAGUAGAGUACGCUUACAACGACUUUGUCAUUGCUCUCAUGGCCAAGAGACUCAACAAAACCGCCGAUGUCGAGAAGUACAUCGAAAGCUCGGGGUACUGGGCGAACCUCUACAAGGCGGACCAGACAUCUUUCCUCAACAUUUCACAGGAUCAGAGCCCCCUCGUUGAGAGCGGAUACACUGGAUUUCUGAUGCCCAAGUAUCUGAAUGGUACCUUUGGGUUCCAGGAUCCGUCUCUCUGCUCUCUGUUGUACAACUUCACCUCGUGCUACCUGAACGCCAACGGACACGAGACAUAUGAGGGCAGCUCAUGGCUGUACACAUUUUACGUACCUCAGGACAUGGCUACAUUAGUUACCACCCUGGGCGGUCCCGAAACCUUCGUUUCGCGGCUGCAGUACUUCCUCGAUACGCCAGGUCUGAACUACAUCGGCGACGAGCAAUCAUUCCUGCCCACGUACCAGUUCCACUAUGGAGGUCGCCCCGGGCUGUCCUCGUACUAUCGGCAUUUCUACAUCCCCAGCCAGUUCAACGAUUCGGUCAACGGCAUCCCCGGAAAUGACGACAGCGGUGCCAUGGGAAGUUUCAUCGGCCUGACCAUGAUGGGCUUGUGGCCCGUCAGCGGACAGGACGUGUAUCUCAUCACGCCGCCGUUCUUCAGGGAGGUCAACGUUACAAACCCGCUGACAGGCAACACCGCGACGAUCCGAAAUAUCAACUUUGAUGGGGACAGCUACAAGAACAUCUAUGUGCAGAGCGCCACAUUGGAUGGGCAGCCCUACACCAAGAAUUGGAUCACGCACUCUUUCUACAGGGAUGGUGGCGUGUUGGAGCUGACACUGGGUGCGAACGAGAGUAGCUGGGGAGUACGGGAUGAAGACCUGCCUCCAAGCAUCUCGACCGGGUAUUUCACUUGA
This is a messenger RNA of Diaporthe citri, 2424 nucleotides long. RefSeq lists its product as uncharacterized. The record is from RefSeq and is a predicted model, not a curated record. NCBI's taxonomy places the organism in Eukaryota, Fungi, Ascomycota, Sordariomycetes, Diaporthales, Diaporthaceae. The transcript is spliced from 6 exons. Bases 1 to 2424 code for a protein of 807 amino acids. Gene Ontology annotation, molecular function: peptide-N4-(N-acetyl-beta-glucosaminyl)asparagine amidase activity; carbohydrate binding. Gene Ontology annotation, cellular component: nucleus; cytosol. Gene Ontology annotation, biological process: protein deglycosylation; protein quality control for misfolded or incompletely synthesized proteins; glycoprotein catabolic process.